CGCAGAGCUUCGCACAGUGAAGAUCGACCUGUUGUUUGUUUACUUUUUAUCAAGAGGGCGUGACAAACAUUUUUGUCUCUUAUUAUAAUAUCUGAUAGGAAUGUUCUUAAGUGCAGCAAUGCAAAGUGAAUGAGUGAAUCAAAGUGCAGAAGUGUUUUCGCUUGUCAGCUGAGAGGCUUUACCCCAAGAAAUGAAGACUGGAAAUAUCCGUUUAAGGUCUCGCUUUGGAGAAAGUACAGAUGAAAGAACCGAAUUUUUCCCAGAAAGUACAAGACCAUUCCAUCAAAAUGGCACAUAUCCUUGGUAUUCUGCUGUCCUGAUUUUGGUGAUUGGUGUAAUACUUUUUCUUGGAUGCACAAUGUUAAAUAAUCAGCUACCAAAACCAGUUUAUAUCAAGGAUGCAAAGAAAGGAACGUUUGUAGCAGAAAAUGCUAUUCAUCAUCUUCAACAUUUGACAAGUAUGGGUCCAAGAGUUGUUGGCAGUUAUGAGAAUGAAAUUUUUGCUGUUGACUUUUUGAAGAGAGAAAUAGGUUUUAUAAUGCAGCGAGCUAAACCACAGCAUCUGCUUGCUCUUGAUCUGCAAAAGCCAACUGGCUGCUAUAUACUGGCUUUCAGGCCAUAUGGUUUUGUAAAUUGUUAUGAAAAUAUACAGAAUGUUGUUGUGAAGCUAUCCUCAGCUGGAAAUUGGUCCUCGUCAGCGGUUAUGUUCAACUGUCAUUUUGAUUCAGUUCCUACAAGCCCAGGUGCCAGUGAUGAUGGCAUCAAUUGUGCAGUCAUGCUUGAAGUACUAAGAGUACUGUCUCAGACGGAUGUGCCUCUGAAGCAUAAUGUAAUUUUCUUGUUUAAUGGUGCUGAGGAAAUCCCCUUGCAGGGAGCCCAUGGAUUUAUCAGUCAGCAUCAGUGGGCUUCUGAAGUCAAAGCAUUUAUAAACUUGGAAGCAGCAGGUUCAGGAGGAAAGGAAAUUUUAUUCCAGGCUGGACCUAAGAAUCCUUGGCUUCUAAAGAUGUAUGCUGAUUCUGCUCCUCACCCCCAUGGUACAGUUGUUGGAGAAGAAAUUUUCCAGAGUGGUUUGGUUCCUUCUGAUACAGAUUUUAGAGUGUUUAGGGAUUUUGGUAAUAUAUCAGGAUUGGAUUUUGCACAUAAAGCAAAUGGAUAUGUGUAUCAUACAGUCUUUGACAGUAUAUUCUACAUUCCUGAAGGAACAUUUCAACACACUGGGGACAACAUGCUUGCCCUCGUCAAGAAAAUCGCAUCUUCCAAUGAGCUGACCAAUCCGGGUCAGGCCUCAGAUGGUCGUGUUGUCUACACUGAUGUCGGUGGACUUUUCAUGGUGUAUUAUUCAGAGUUCACUGGAACCAUAAUAAAUAUGAUUGCAUUUAUUUUAUCACUGUACACAACAGUGUACAAUAUAAUGUUUGUUGGGAAAGGACUGAAUCGAAAGCAGCUACUGAAACAGAUACUGUUGGCAGCACUUGUACCAUUCGUAGGGUGGAUUUUAUCAGGCUGUGCUGUUGCUGCCAUAGCUUCAUUGCUGGAUGCUUGUGGAAAGAGUAUGAGCUGGUACUCUAGUCCUUACAUAAUAUUCUUUAUUUACUACUGCCCAGUUCUUGUCUGCUGCAUGUUUCUUCCACUAAUCGUUAAUGAAGCACGUAUUGGUUUCAAGAAUCUUCUUGCAUGUGAACACCAAGCACAAUUAUAUUGUACAUUUGUGCAGCUCAUAUGGACUUUCCUGAUGCUGCUGAGUACAAUGUUCGAACUGCGUCUAUCAUUUCUGCUCAUGCUCUUUGUUCUGUUUCCCACAGUUGCCAAUCUUGUCGUUAUAAUGAGCAAGAACCACCAAAGAAUGUCAGUGUGGCUGAUGUCAUUGAUUGGAAGUCUUGCAUUCCCGACAUUUUUGGUUCUAUGGUACACAGUGCUUGUGUUUGAGUUAUUCAUUCCCAUAACUGGAAGAAUUGGACCAGACAAAAAUCCUGAAAUAUUUAUUGGAGGAAUAUCCUUUUUAAUGUGCAUACUAGCCACAAGUUAUUUGACACCACUAAUUGUGCUGGUGAAAAAAGGUGGAACAUUUCUCAGUAUUCUGUUAGCCUUGCAUUUGGCGGCAUUGCUAGCUGCAAUUGCCACUCCUCCUUUAUUUCCAUACAGUGCCAAUGUACUGUCUCCCACAACACAGAGGAUAUAUGCUUUUCAUACAGAACGGGUUUUCUAUGAGAAGGAAGGACAAGAAUUGAAACGAGAUGCAGGCUACUGGAUGGUGCCUAUGGAUCGACAUGGUCCAGAGACAAUAAAGACAUUAUUCCCAGAAGCUCAAACUACAGAAAAUGACUGCAAAGAUAAAUUGCUGUGUGGUUUACCAGCUUUUACUGUCAGAUUACUGCAGAUAUGCAAACAUACACUUUGGAUUCCAAGUCCUGCUCCUGUUAUUCAUAACCCAACAAAACUGGAACUUUUGUCUGCAAAAUCAUUAUCAAAAUCUGUAAGAAGAUUAACUUUCAAUGCCACAGGUCCAGAUCAUAUGCAGCUACAUAUUUCACCUAAACCUGGAGUUAAGCUCCUGGGAUGGAGUUUUUGUCAAGAUGUUACGUCUGGUGAACCAAAUUGGAAUGAUCGUCCAACAUAUUUUAUUCAUUAUGGACGCGGACUUGAUAGCCCACCGUGGCAGUUCUGGUUUGACCUUGAGGUGCAGUCAUUGUCAAAUGAUACUAUUCUUGACUUAGCACUCUCAGGACAGUAUAUGACAUCUGGUCAUCAGAUAUCACCCAUCUUCAGAGAUAUGUUGAGUAAAUUUCCAGAUUAUGCCAAAGUGGUGGCAUGGACAUCUUCAUACAAGCACUGGCAGUUUUAAGAUUGUGCUGAGAGUUAACAGUUCUUCCAAAGAAAGUCUUCUAUAUGUGGUUUAUUUUUACAGUGAAUUUUUGACGAUGUGUGUACAUACUGAAUUUGGAGGUGUAUUUGGAUAUUUUUUUUCCAGAUAAUAUAGUGUAAUGAUUAACAGGAUUCAGAAGCGAUAAUGCAGUUGAAGCAAAUCAUCUUGAUUAUUAGGUAUAUCACAGUUUUAAGAAUUUUAGCCACUGUGUACUGUCUUUAACACAGAUUAUAGAAAAUUUAUGACUUAUAUUGAUAUUA
Molecule: messenger RNA, 3123 nt
Organism: Schistocerca americana (American grasshopper)
Lineage: Eukaryota; Metazoa; Arthropoda; Insecta; Orthoptera; Acrididae
Product: endoplasmic reticulum metallopeptidase 1-like
Exons: 14
Coding region: 191-2842 (883 amino acids)
Biological process (GO): proteolysis
Molecular function (GO): metalloexopeptidase activity
Source: RefSeq, a predicted model, not a curated record